AUUCAAACCUGGAUGGCCAAGGUAUUGAUAAUGACUGAACUAACUUCUUUUGGGUGCAUAAAUUAGGCUUAUUAAUAUGAAUCCCCACAGCCUCAGCAAUAUUUAGAAGUCGAACUCUUAAAGCGAAAUUGAGAUUCGUAGGUAUGCGGUAAAUGACCCUGAAAGCAUGAUUGACGUCAAUCUUGGCGGAAACACUGAAAAGACUGAAACAACAAGGCUUCAUCUCGCAGAGUCAGUACACGUCACUGGAACGUUCACACCAAGACUAUAUGGCUCGCCUAAAGUGCACAAAAAUGGUGUACCGCUACGACCAGUAUUAGAUAUGCUAAAUUCACCAUACCAUCCGGUAGCCAAAUGGUUAGUUGAACUCUUACAGCCCCUUCAUACUGAGUUGGUGAAACAUAGUGUAAAGGAUACAUUUGGAUUCGUUGAAAGGAUAAGAGAUUUUAAUGUUGAUAAUAAAUUCAUGAUAUCAUUUGACGUAUCUUCUUUAUUCACCUCUUUAUGUACCUCUCAUGGAAACAGUAGACUUUAUAUGUGAAGAACUUAAAAGACGAAACAUCGACGUUGGCAUUCCUAUAUCUUCCAU
This is a messenger RNA of Trichobilharzia szidati, 589 nucleotides long. The record is from the annotation of a GenBank genome assembly. NCBI's taxonomy places the organism in Eukaryota, Metazoa, Platyhelminthes, Trematoda, Strigeidida, Schistosomatidae.